GCCCGGAAGGGGCGGGGCUUGCUGCCUGGAGGUCUGAGCGGAAGAAGAAGCGGGUCCGUCUUUCCGUUCUUCCGCCGCCGCCGAGAUGUCCGGCGUGGUCCGGCAAGACUGCUACUUGCAGGGCCUGGCCAGGAAGAUCUGCGCCCGGGACACCACGGCCGGAGGCAGGAGGGGAGGGGCCGGCCCCCCUGCGAAGAAGAGGAGGAAGAAGAGGAGGGCCGAGAAGGCGGAAGGAAAGAGAGUCUCCCCUUCGGCCGGGAAAGGGGCUUCUGCUGGGAAAAGGCAGCCAGCCGUGAAGAAGGACAGAGCGGCUCCCAUGGAGGGGAAGGAGAACGGCCUGCCGGGGCCCCAGGAAGCACCCGGCUCCUUUUCCGCGAUGGGGCUCUUGCGGCAGCGGCUGCGAGACAAGAUCCAAGAGGCUUCCGGACAGGGCGGCUCCACCGAACUGUCGCCGGCCGUGCUGGAGAAGAGGCAGCGCAGGAAGUACGAGCGGGAGCGGAAGAAGCGCCGGAGGAAGGAGCUGAGGGCGAAGGCCAAAGCGGCGGAGGGAGCGGCAGAGAAGGAAGCAGAGGCCACGGAGGGCGCUUUGGGCCAGGACGGGGAGCGCGCUGCAGCAGCAACAACAGCAGCGGCAACCACCGCAGGGCCCAUCGUCUUCAACAAGGUGACGGUGUGCGAGGAGGGGGAGCGGCGGGAGAGGCGCAAGGCAGGGAAGGGCGGCCUGACGCCUCUGACCGGGAAGAACUACCGGCAGCUGCUGCAGCGCCUGGAAGCGCGCCAGAGCCGGGUGGAGGCGCUGAAGGAGGCGGGCGACGGGAAGGCCCAGGCGCUGGAGGCCCGCAUGCGCUGGAGCAGCGCCCUCCACCGGGCGCAGGGGAUGCACGUCCGGGACGACGCGGAGCGGCUGCAGGCGGCGCUGAAGGCCAAGCGCAAGCGGGAGGCGCAGCGGCAGCGCAAGUGGGGCCGGCGCACCGAGCAGGUGGCCCAGCGCAUGCAGCAGCGGCAGGACAAGCGGCGCAGGAACCUCCAGCGCAGGAAGCAGGGCAAGGCCGAGCAGAGGAAGGCCAGGGCGCGCAAGAAGGGCCGGGUCCUGCCGGGGGACCUGGAGAAGGCAGCGGGGGCAAGGGGGCUCGGGUGACGCCCCUCGCCAGGCCUCUUCCGUGGCCCUCCCUCGGGGUCUUUGGACUCCAACUCCCACCAUUCCUAACAGCCGGUAGGGCUGAAGGUGGCCCAGGCCUGAUCUGGAGGAACAAAGGUACAGGAGAUGCCAAAAAACCGGGAAAGAGGGGGAAGAAACUAGGCUUUCAAUUAAAAACCCAAAUGUGUGUAUGAUACAAUAAUUUUGGAUUACAUUGCA
This is a messenger RNA of Anolis carolinensis (green anole), 1357 nucleotides long. It is a transcript of the gene surf6, whose product is annotated as surfeit 6. The transcript is spliced from 4 exons. The record is from RefSeq and is a predicted model, not a curated record. Lineage: Eukaryota; Metazoa; Chordata; Lepidosauria; Squamata; Anolidae. The coding region runs from base 86 to 1138 and encodes 350 amino acids. Gene Ontology annotation, biological process: ribosomal small subunit biogenesis; ribosomal large subunit biogenesis. Gene Ontology annotation, molecular function: RNA binding; DNA binding. Gene Ontology annotation, cellular component: nucleolus.